CGCCUGGAGACUGGACAAAGCAUCCAGAGAUGUGUGGGUAGGGAGGGGUUUGGCUACAGAAAGCUCCUCCAACACCAGCCCCGAGUGGAUUUCCCAGGAAAAAGCUGCUUAAUCUCAGAUGAAGUCGAGGCGGGGGUGAAAGGAAGAAACAAAGAAUAAACGCGCUCUCACUCCCUGAGGUAUUUCGACACCGCCCUGUCUCGGCCCGGGCUCGGGGAGCCGCGGUUCAUCUCCGUGGGCUACGUGGACGAUCAGCAGUUCGUGCGCUUCGACAGCGACAGCGCGAGUCAGAGGGAGGAGCCGCGCGCGCCGUGGAUGGAGAAGGCCGUGUACGGCUGCGAAGUCUUCCCGGACCUUACCUUCAAGCGCGGGUUUUAUCACGAUGCCUAUGACGGGCGCGACUACAUCUCCCUGGACACGGAGACCUACACGUGGGUGGCGGCGACUCGUGAGGCCGAGAACACCAAGCACAAAUGGGAGGCGGAGAGAAGCAUCGCAGAGGGAUGGAAAACCUACCUGGAGGAGCAGUGCGUGCUGUGCCUGAAGAAGUACCUGAAGAUGGGGAAGGAGACUCUGCUGAGGCCAGACCCACCUUCUGCCAGAGUGACCCGGCACACUGCCCAUGAUGGGGAGGUGACCCUUAGGUGCUGGGCCCAGGACUUUUACCCUGCGGACAUCUCCCUGACUUGGAUCAGGGAUGGGCAGGAACAGCUGCUAGACAUGGAGUCCAUUGAGACCAGGCCUGCAGGAGAUGGCACCUUCCAGAAGUGGGCAGCUGUGAGGAUGCCCUCAGGCCAGAAAGGGAGAUACACCUGCCGAGUUCAGCAUGAGGGGCUGCCUGAGCCCCUCACCCUGAAAUGGGAGCCAGAGUCCUCAUCCAUCUGGGUCAUUGUGGGGGGCACUGCUGUUCUCCUCCUCCUCAUUGCAGUCAUUGCUGGAGUUGUGAUCUGGAGGCACAAGAAGUCAGGCAGUGACAGUGCGCAGGGGUCAGAUAUCUCUCUCACAGCCAAAGGUGAGACUGUGGAGGUCCUGGAACUGGAGAGGGGCUGGUGUAAAGGGGACCAAGCAGAGAGGGUAUGGGAGUGCUUGGGGGUAAGGAUUGGAUUGGGGGUGAGGCAGGCUCUUCAGAAUGAUGAGAGGCUUGAGGCCAGAGGGGACUUUGAGGAUCCCCCUCAAUCUGUUUUUCUUCAGUUUGAGAGAAUUGCCCUGUGUGGACCUGAGAAAGAAAACAAAGAUAUUCAAAUCUCCAAUUAUUGUCCUGUUCCUGCUGACCUCUGGCUUCUCUCCCCAUCCCUGGGCCCCAUUGUCAUCUCUGUACUAUACUAGCCAAACCCUGGGGAGGCAUCAUUCGUGCCCUCAGCCUGUUAUCUAAGGCCUCCCACCCCUGCCUUCUUUCUUUCUGCCUGUCUCAUUUUGUAGGGAGACAACCAGCAGUCAGCGCCAGAGGGGUUUGGGAAUGAGCCUGCCUUCCCAUUUGAGGUUGCACUGAAUUCUGUGAUCUUUUUGCUACUGCAAAAAAAAAAAAAGGAUAAUGAAUUAUUUUUCUUAUUUUUUAAC
Molecule: messenger RNA, 1557 nt
Organism: Dromiciops gliroides (monito del monte)
Lineage: Eukaryota; Metazoa; Chordata; Mammalia; Microbiotheria; Microbiotheriidae
Product: BOLA class I histocompatibility antigen, alpha chain BL3-7-like
Exons: 6
Coding region: 316-1326 (336 amino acids)
Biological process (GO): antigen processing and presentation of endogenous peptide antigen via MHC class I via ER pathway, TAP-independent; antigen processing and presentation of endogenous peptide antigen via MHC class Ib; positive regulation of T cell mediated cytotoxicity
Cellular component (GO): external side of plasma membrane
Molecular function (GO): signaling receptor binding; peptide antigen binding
Source: RefSeq, a predicted model, not a curated record